This is a messenger RNA of Acinonyx jubatus (cheetah), 1168 nucleotides long. Its product is annotated as olfactory receptor 11A1-like. Bases 215 to 1168 code for a protein of 317 amino acids. Gene Ontology annotation, cellular component: membrane. Lineage: Eukaryota; Metazoa; Chordata; Mammalia; Carnivora; Felidae. The transcript has a single exon. Gene Ontology annotation, molecular function: G protein-coupled receptor activity; olfactory receptor activity. The record is from RefSeq and is a predicted model, not a curated record. Gene Ontology annotation, biological process: G protein-coupled receptor signaling pathway.
UGAAGCAGUCACAAGUGCUUAUUGCAAAUUCUUUUCUUUCCCAUUUCAGGUUUUGGGGGAAAAAAAGAAGAUACUCCUCCACCCAAAUAAAAAAUCUUCCAAAAACCUGAGUGGGGAAUGAAAAUCAUCCACUGUCAACCCAUGGUCUAUGUGUAAGCUAGAACUUUCUGUGCUUUGCAUGUCUUAUCGCUGGGUGCUCUAGGGAAGCAAAGGCAUGGUGAUCCCACCCUGGGAAAACCAAACAACCAUAGCAGAAUUUGUGCUUCGAGGAUUUUCCUCCAUCCGGCAGCUAAAUAUUUUCCUCUUUAUGACGUUUUUAGUUUUCUACAUCUUAAUCGUUUCUGGAAACAUCCUCAUUGUUCUGCUAGUUUUUUUCAGCCAUCACCUCCACACCCCCAUGUACUUCUUCCUGGUGAACUUGUCCUUUCUAGAGAUCUGGUAUACCUCCAACAUCGUCCCCAAGAUGUUGCUGAUCAUCAUAGCUGAGCAGAAGACUAUCUCUGUCGCUGGGUGCCUGGCACAGUUCUACUUCUUUGGAUCCCUGGCUGCAACAGAGUGUCUCUUGCUUGCUGUGAUGUCCUAUGACCGGUAUCUGGCCAUCUGCCAACCUCUCCACUAUCCCAUCCUCAUGACUGGCCCCCUUUGCAUUAUGCUGGCUUCCAGUUCUUGGCUCUGCUGCUUCCUCCUCACAGCAAUUACUAUGGUCCUACUGUCUAGACUAACCUUCUGUGGACCCAAUGAAAUUGAUCACUUCUUCUGCGACUUCACGCCUCUGGUCCAUCUUUCCUGCAUGGACACUUCACUGACCGAGACCAUUGCUUAUGCCACCUCUUCUGCAGUGACUCUGGUUCCAUUUCUCCUCAUCACAGCCUCCUACUCCUGCAUUCUUGUUGCCAUCCUAAGAAUUCCAUCUGGCACAGGGCGGAGAAAGGCUUUCUCCACCUGCUCCUCCCACCUCACUGUGGUCACGGUGUUUUAUGGGACACUGAUUGCCACGUACCUCGUGCCUUCAGCCAAUUCUUCACAGCUCUUGCACAAAGGAUUCUCUCUGCUCUACACCAUCCUGACACCCAUGUUCAACCCCAUCAUCUACAGCCUGAGAAACAGAGACAUCCGCGAAGCCCUGAAGAUGUGCUUGAGUAAGAAGCCAAGUUUCCUCCUUGGAUGA